AUGGGCAGAGCAGGCCAGGCUCAUUUCCAUAUAGCCGUCCCGGAUCUAUUUCUGAAUACAAAGUAUAGCAACUUAAAAAUCUACUGCGGCGAUAAAAUAUUUCCCGCGCACAAAACCAUCGUGUGUCCGCAGUCUGAUUACUUUGAGAAGGCCUGCACGGGCGAAUUUCAGGAAUCCAAUGGAAAGAUUGUCCUCGACUCAGAGACGAAAGACGCUAUCCUCAUCGAGAAAAUGCUCGAGUACCUCUACAAGGGCUACUAUGAUUCUCGAUAUGUAAUUCGACAGGAUACGGCCACCAAAAGCCCCUUGAAAGAGGGGAACCAAGUAGUGCCUGAAGCGACACUGGCAGAGGCCAGCGCUACAAAUCACACGCCUUCCAAGUCGACGUUGAAGCGAACUGCAGGGGAUAUGCAGACUGGGAGUAAGAAACAGGCGAAGGUAUCUAGCCACUACGACGUACAGGAUCAAACCAACACAGCAGCGGACCAUAUCGGGGAUCCAAGGCCUUCGUUGGAUGGUUGCCACCCCAGUUACUAUCACUUGCGGAUGUUUGCCGAGGCAGAUUACUUCAAAAUCUCCGGGUUGGAGAGACUGGCCGCCGCUCGCUUCAAAGAGAGCCUUUCUCUUCCUAUGGGAAUGGACCAGUUCUGCCACCUUUUGAAGGAGCUUUAUUCUUGCGAAAUCCCAUACAAACAACUCCAGGAGAUCUUUUUGAAGCAUUUCCGCGUCAGUCCCUCACAGCCCAAGAGCCAGCAUCAUCUGAUGUGGGAAGCCCUGCAAGGCGACUCAGAUUUCCUUCUGGAGCUUCCAGACUUGUUACUACACGUAUGCAAGGCCUUUUUCAAGUGUCCUGGGCAUUGA
This is a messenger RNA of Penicillium chermesinum, 861 nucleotides long. RefSeq names its product BTB/POZ domain-containing protein. Gene Ontology annotation, molecular function: protein binding. The transcript is spliced from 3 exons. NCBI's taxonomy places the organism in Eukaryota, Fungi, Ascomycota, Eurotiomycetes, Eurotiales, Aspergillaceae. The record is from RefSeq and is a predicted model, not a curated record. The coding region runs from base 1 to 861 and encodes 286 amino acids.